Molecule: messenger RNA, 1711 nt
Organism: Serinus canaria (Common canary)
Lineage: Eukaryota; Metazoa; Chordata; Aves; Passeriformes; Fringillidae
Gene: WDR13
Product: WD repeat domain 13
Exons: 11
Coding region: 175-1620 (481 amino acids)
Cellular component (GO): nucleus
Molecular function (GO): protein binding; promoter-specific chromatin binding
Source: RefSeq, a predicted model, not a curated record
CCACCGCCCCCCGUCUCCAGGACGACGCGCGCCGCCAUUUGGGCGUGAGGCGGUGCCGCGGCAACUUCCGGUCAGGCCCAGCCGCGCUCCCCGGCCCAGCCCCGGCCCCGCGGAGCUCCUGAGGCGGAGGUGGAGCGGGACGCGCAGGGUCCCCCCGCGGCGGCCGCGGCCGCCAUGGCCGCCGUGUGGCAGCAGGUGCUCGCCGUGGACGCGCGGUACGCGGCGUACCGCACGCCGCAGCUGCCGCAGUUCCGCACGCAGUACGUGCGGCGGCGCUCGCAGCUGCUGCGGGAGCGGGCGCAGGGCGGGCACCUGGCAGGUGAGGCGCGGCGCUGGUACCUGCGGCUGCGGGCGCGGCUCCUGGCCCAGCGCUACGGCGCCCUGUCCGAGGCGGGCAGCUGCCGCAGCGCCCUCAGGGCCAGCCGGACCACGCUGGACCGCAUGGAGGAUUUCGAGGAGGACCCGCGGGGGUCCCGGGGCCACCGGCGCUCCCUGAGCCGCAGCUCCGGCCCGGGGGGGCUGCGGGGGGGCCCUGAGGAGCGGCCCCCCGGGGUGGUCCCCACCCCCCUGGCCGAGGCCAGCCGGGCCAUGGCCGGGGACACCACCCUGAGCGAGAACUACGCCUUCGCGGGGGUGUUCCACGUCUUCGACCAGCACCUGGACAGUGCAGUGCGGAAGGUGCAGUUUGCCCACGACGAGCGCCACCUGCUGGCCUGCUGCUCGCUGGACGGGACGCUGUCCGUGUGCCGCCUGGCCCCCGGGCCCCCGGCCGUGCUGCGGCGGCUCCGCGGCCACGGCGCCGGCGUCUCGGACUUCGCCUGGUCCCUGUCCAACGACGUGCUGGUGUCCGCCUCGCUGGACGGGACCCUGCGCCUCUGGGACCCCGGGGACGGGCGCUGCAUCCGCCGCGUGCCCGACCCCGACGGGGCAGCACUGCUCUGCUGUGCCUUCCAGCCGCUGAAUAACAACCUGACCGUGGUGGGCAGUGCCCGGCACAUGGUCCGGGUGGUGAACAUCUCCACCGGGAAGGCGGCGCGGGGCGGCACCGGGCGCCUCCCCGGGCGGGUCCUCGCCCUCUGCUUCGACGCCCCCGGGCGCGUCCUGUGGGCCGGGGACGACCGGGGCUCGGUGUCCUCGUUCCUGUGCGACCCCGGCACCGGCCGGCUGACCAAGGCCUCGCGGGUGCUGGUCCAGGCCGGCGGCUCCAUCACGUCGCUCUCGGCCCGGGCCUGGGCCAGCCGGGAGGCUCCGGACCCCUCGCUGCUGGUGAACGCCUGCCCCGACCGCCUGCUGCUCUUCCGGGUGGUGGAGGACGAGGGGGGCUCGGGGGCCCCGGGGCUGCGGCUGCGGCGCAGUUUCCCCACGCGGCACCGGGAGCAGCCCCUGAGGAGCUGCUUCUGUCCCCUGAUGUCCUUCCGGCAGGGAGCCUGCGUGGUGACGGGCAGCGAGGACGCCUCCGUUCACUUUUUCGACGUGGGCCGCGCGGCGCGAGCCACGGUGAACACGCUGCAGGGCCACGGGGCCGCCGUGCUGGCCGUGGCCUUCAACUGCGACGAGUCCCUGCUGGCCUCGGGGGACGCCGCCGGCACCGUCAUCGUCUGGCGCCGCCAGCACGCCUGAGGCACCCCCAGAACCCCCAAACCCCGCGGGGAACCCCCAAAACUGCCUGGAAAUACCCUCAGAAACACCCCAAAAACCACCCCGAAACGUC